CCUCACUGAGUGACACAGUGAUGCCCUGUAGCCUGAGAGCAAUCGUACCAGACAGACAACCUGUUUUUUCCAAGACGGCUGGAAUAUGUCAAACGAGGGAAAUUCCAAAGUGAUAAAAGCUGAUAAAAAUUCUGGUCACAUUGAACUGGUGGGACUGGUGCUGUUAUUUCUAGCCUUGCUGGCCUCUAUGUGCCUCAAUGUCAUCCUCUGCGUCAGACGAAGAUCUUCUUUGUGCAGAGACAAAGAUGACUGCUGCUACUCACAGAUAUAUGAAGGGGAAAGCCUGUCACAGGAUGAAGGCCGUUAUUUUCAUUACCUCAAUCGUCACGAGCAGGAGGAAAAUCCCAACAAUCAUCACGAGCAACAGGAAAAUCCAAUCUACGGCAACAUCAGCGCAGACAGAGGAGGUUCUGCGGAGGUUUGCUAUGAGAUGAUGACCAUGCAACGCACAAGAGAUCGUUUGCAGCCCUUAGAGCCUGACCUGAACUAUGCCUCAUUGGAUCUGAAGGUGGCAAAGAAACGCAAGAAGAAGCAUCACCAUCAGCAAGACCAGACUCAGGGGCGAAACAAUCAGCUGCCAGUUCACCUCACACCCCCCGUCAAUGCUUUCUUGGAGGUGGAAGGAACCAUGGAUGCUCACCUUCUUUCCAGAGACACCAGCACCAUGGUCUCACACAGUAGCAUCUACCUGAACAGUCAACAGAUAGCCCAAGAGACAGAGGAGAUGGAAAGAGAAAGGUGCAUAAACAUGGAGAGGGAGGACGGGGGAUGGGAAGAAACAAGAAGGCGGGAGGAUCGGGCAACUAGAGAAUGGCAAGGAGAGCAAGAGAGCGAGGAAAGAAAAGAUAGACAAGAUGCUGGUCAUGGGACUGUAUGUACACCGCUUUCAGAGGUACAGGCUAUUCAGAUUGACACUGAUCAUUUCAUCGGCAGCUUUAGCCAAGAUGAUGACCAACAAGAUUAGACAGACUUCAUUUUAAGACUUAUUGCUUCAAACUGUUCAGAGUUUAAUUCUAGGCCACAUGGAAAAGCCAAUAAAGAUAUUAUCUAUUACUGUGUCUGCAAGAAUGAAAACUAUGUCAUUUUCGGUAUUCAGUGAGCCUCACACAGUUCAGCAAUUUCCUCUUUUAUGCAAACAAGCUACCUCUUGAACUCUCCACAUUGAGCAAGGCAGGAACAACAACGUACCCUUUCUGUGCAGAGGAUGAAAUAAAUGUAGGGGACAUAAAGAGAAAAGGAAACUGUGAGUGUGACAUUUAGAAGGCAAAGGCCACAUGGAAAUUUACAGUUUGUUGCGAAAGACAAGGAAAACAUUAAAUCACCAUAAGACAAGGAGGAGAUUUCACGGUUUUGAUGUUUCACAG
Xiphias gladius (swordfish) is the source of this 1364-nucleotide messenger RNA. RefSeq lists its product as uncharacterized. The record is from RefSeq and is a predicted model, not a curated record. The coding region runs from base 86 to 964 and encodes 292 amino acids. NCBI's taxonomy places the organism in Eukaryota, Metazoa, Chordata, Actinopteri, Istiophoriformes, Xiphiidae. The transcript has 7 exons.